Messenger RNA from Aricia agestis (brown argus), 3529 nucleotides. Its product is annotated as peroxidasin homolog. Gene Ontology annotation, cellular component: axon; plasma membrane. The record is from RefSeq and is a predicted model, not a curated record. The transcript has 16 exons. Gene Ontology annotation, biological process: homophilic cell-cell adhesion; dendrite self-avoidance; axon guidance. Gene Ontology annotation, molecular function: cell-cell adhesion mediator activity. Lineage: Eukaryota; Metazoa; Arthropoda; Insecta; Lepidoptera; Lycaenidae. Bases 135 to 3104 code for a protein of 989 amino acids.
AUACGGGGAGGUCGCGUCAUUCAUCAGAGAAAACGCGAACAUGAGUUUACGUAAAUGAAUAAGACUUUGAGUGAGAUUUGAGGAAGUUGUGUUGAUUCGAGUGAGUGAACAUGAGUGAAAUGUGAGGUGUCAGCAUGGUCGCGCGACCUAUUAGUGCAUCGAACAAGUUCAAGAUCGUGGUGCAUCUUUUGUUUAUACUGCAUGCGGCUAAAGCCCAGAGCCGUGCGCCGCGGAUUAAGGAGCACCCGGCAGACACGAUCGUCGGUCGGAGCGAGCCCGCCACCCUACGCUGUGUAGCCGAAGGCAAGCCCAAGCCGAAUAUACUGUGGUACAAGGACGGCUUUCCCCUCGCCCCCACAGACCACCCUCAUAGGGUUCUACUGGAAGAUGGACUGCUAUUUCUCAGGGUUAUGCGUGGUAAGAAGGAAAGUGACGAGGGCGUCUACUGGUGCGUCGCACGUAACACUGUCGGGGAAGCGGUUAGCAAGAACGCCACCCUAACCAUUGCUGUUCUCCGGGAUGAGUUUAGAAAAGAACCACGUGACGUUAGAGUUGCUAGUGGGGAACCUGCUUUAUUAGAGUGUUUGUCACCCAGAGGUGUACCGGAUCCUUCGGUGCAUUGGACCAAAGAUGGCCGCACUUUGGAUGUUGAAGUCAAUGGAAGGAUAUCGAUAGUAGACGAAGGUAAUCUGAAAAUAGUGGAGAGUCUUCCUUCAGACAGUGGGGUAUACAAAUGUAUAGCGUACAACGUAGCCGGAGAAAGGCAGUCGCGUCCUGCUACGUUGCUCGUAUUACGUCGACCGCAUUUUCUCGUGAAACCGAAUAAUGUAACGGCACUAAUAGGACAGAACAUUGAAUUUCAUUGUCAAGCAUCACCAGAGUCAGAUGUAUCAGUGACGUGGGCUCGCGACAAAGGUCAACUGUCACCGUAUGCGAUAAUUAGAAGGGGCUCAUUAAGAAUAGACCGAGUGAUGUCAUCUGAUGGAGGAACGUACACUUGUCAUGCAGAAAGCCAAGCUGGAUCCAGUACAGCCAGCGCUAUUUUAACUGUGCACUCACUGCCUCAUUUCACUCGAGUGCCUUCGGAUCAAACUGCCUGGGAAGGGGAAUCAUUAUCAUUUCCAUGCGAAGCAGAGGGUACGCCAAAACCAUUGGUGUUCUGGUCUAUGGAAGGCCUACAAGAGCUUAUAUUUCCGAGUUCAGUUAAUGGCGCAUUCUUACACAUAGACAGAGUUUCAACUCAACAUGCCGGAAGAUUAACAUGUGUUGCUGUAAGUGCAGCAGGUAGCGCACUUCAUACAACUACAUUGCAGGUGUUGAGGAGAGAAGCCAAUUCAUUUUCUGAAAAUUCUGAAUCAUCAUCUCCACAACCAGAGCUAAACAAACCUCAAAACCAUCCACCAAUGACACAGUAUGAGUUGGUGCAAGCUCGAAGAUAUUUACAACAGGAUGUGUUAGCUCUAAGAAGAGUUGAAGGAAUUUCAGCAAAUACUCUAAAGAUUGUUUGGGAUGUGUUGACUGAUUACAAUGAAUAUUUAGAAGGUGUAAAGAUAUGGUUCAAUGGAACGUCCUUGAAUAGAAAGUUUGCUUUCGAUUUACACAGCGCACAAGAAAUGAAUGGUUCAUUAGAAAGUAUCGUAGAAUUUACAAAAUAUGAUAAUUUUACAAUGACAACAGUCCAUAAUAGUGGCUCGUCGAGUCACGUCAUAACAGGGUUAUUACCAUACGCACAGUAUAAUAUAUUUUUGAUGCCAUUUUACAAAUUACUUCUUGGGAAACCAUCAAAUAUGAAAAGUGGAUAUACAGAAGAAGAUGUACCUUCUGAAGCACCCCAAAACGUGUCCGCUGGAGUGAUAAAUGCCACAUCGGCUUGGAUACGAUGGGAUCCCCCACCAGUGCAUAGUUGGAAUGGAGAACUCUCUGGUUACUUGAUUGAGGUUAGAGUGGGCUCGGGUACGGGAGGUCGUGUGGUGGGUCAGAUGUCUCUGGGAGCGCGCACGCGGGCGGCGGCGGCGAGCUCGCUCCGCGCGGGCGGCCACUACAGCGCGCGCGCCGCUGCCGUCACACGCCGCGGACACGGGCCCUUCAGUGCGCCGGCGCAGAUACAUGUGCUGCCCACACACACGCAGAGACACUAUGUGCAGACCGAACCAGCAAGGGAUAAAGCAAUAUUGUCAAUGUUCCAAGAAACUUGGUUGUUAGUUCUGAGUUUAACUUUAUUAGCCAUAGUAUUGUUGGGUGCUGGAGUUAUUGUUUAUUUACGCCAGCGACAGUCGAAGCAGAGAAAAGGGCAUGCAACUGGAGGUGCUCCAAUUUCAAAUUCCCAAUGCUUACUAGGAAAAGAGGCAGUAUGGCUUCGCGAGAGACCAUUAUACGAGGGAUCUAAUGAACCGAGAAUAGAAAUAUUGAAUUGCCACCAAAGCCUCUUACAUAGUGGACAUACAAUUGAUACAAUGGCAAUGGAAGCAGAAUAUAGCCUACCACAACAGCACUCAAACGUAAAUGUGAUGAUACAAAAUGAUCAUAGACGAAUACAACCAGAACCUUACGCAUCUAGUGCUAUUUAUACAGAACUGAAUUAUCAGGACCAAACAGAUGCAGAAGAUUCAUGCAUAAAAUGUACAGUCAGUCCUGAAUCUUGUGAUAAUAGUAUGGUGAGGUCCUUUGCUGAAAGUAAUCAAUAUUCAAAUGAGGAAUGCUCUACCUGUUGUCGUAGUAGUACGUCUACUCUCACAAAAGAUUACAGUGAUAUGACAAAAUGUGGUAAUGAUGAUGAGAUUCAAGACAUAUCAAUGGAUGAGUGUCCGUCGUGCAAGACCGCUCAAUCUCGGUCGUCUAGUCAACACGAUGGCAACAAGGAAUGGGCAGUAGCGGAUGUAGAGUAUGAUUAUCCUCAGUGGCAAUGGUUGGGAAGAGAAAAUAGCUUCCGGCAAAUGAGUAUAGAAUCAAAACAUUCCAGGCAAAGCGAACAGAAUUGUAGAAUGAAUUUGUGUGAUAUCCUUCCACCUCCUCCAUACGAAAGGGAAUCACAGUACAGAGAAAUGCGCGCGUUUACUAACAACUCAGGAACGUCCGGUUGCUCGGGGCAUUCGUACAGAAGUUAAUUAAGUAAAUAUCAUUGAAACUAACCAAGCAAUAAUUAAUUUAACUUGUACAUAAUGUAAAAAAGUGACGUAAUAUUAAUACAAUUGUGAAAAAAUUGGAUCGAGUGAAUCUAGUAAACAAUUAGACUAGGGGAUAGAUGCAGCUAAAAAUAAUGAAAGUAACUUUAUUUCAAAGUAACAUCGAAUAAGCUGAUGAAAAAAUUAUAUAAAUGUUUAAAUAACUUCUAAUUCUGAAGAAUUUUACAAUGUGCAGACGACAUUGUGAAGGUUGUAGGUAAUGUUUGGUCUGGUUUGCGUAUGUGUAUCAAAAUAUAGACUGCUUUACUGUAACGUAUAGAAAUUUAAGUAGUCCAAAAUCAUCGCAAAGAAUGGGAAAGUCCUAUAUUUUUAUAAGAAAUCAUAAGUAAAAAAUAUGAAUUUCUUAA